AUGGCGCUCCGCUCUGCUCUCGCCGUGGCCAUGGCCCUCUCCCCCCUCAUGGGCAGCGUCGCCGCUCACGGCAACCACUCCCCUGAGGAGAUCGUCGCUGAGCUCGCCCUCCGCGACCUGGUGACCACCCACGGCCGCCGUGCCCUCGACGCCUGCGCCAGCUCCCCGGCCGCCCUGGCCCUCAAGCAGCGCGCCCUCGAGCGCCGCGCCGCCACCGCCCAGCGGCUGCGCGAGAAGCGCGGCCUCGGCGGCCAGAAGAUGCACCAGAAGCGCACCCAGGCCGACCUCGAGGCCUGGGCCGCCAUCGACCACGAGUCCGCCGAGAACUACACCCUCGACACGGCCAUCGAGGAGAUCUUCGGCUCCAACGCCACCUGCGCCCUCGUCCCCGAGACCACCAUCGGGCCCUACUACGUCGAGGGCGAGCUCAUCCGCACCGACCUCACCGACGGCCAGGCCGGCGUCCCCGUCCACGUCGACAUCCAGUUCGUCGACGUGGCGUCGUGCGCCGCCGUGCCAGAGCAGAUCAUCGACAUCUGGGCCUGCAACGCCACGGGCAUCUACUCGGGCGUCUCGGCUCAGGGCCAGGGCGGCCUCAACACGACCCACGGCCGUGGCGUGCAGCAGACCGACGCCGACGGCGUCGUGCAGUUCGACACCAUCUUCCCGGGCCACUACACCGGCCGCGCCACCCACUUCCACAUCAUGUCCACCGACGGCGCCGAGAUCCUCCCUAACGGCACCUUCGAGGGCGGCACCGCCCGCAACAUUGGCCAGCUCUUCUUCGACCAGAGCCUCAUCUCCGAGGUCGAGACCCUGGCCCCCUACACCUCCAACGCCCAGGUCCUCACCACCAACCUCGAGGACAGCAUCGCCGCCAGCGAGGCCACGGCCGAGUACGACCCCUUCCUCAAGUACGUCAGGCUCGGCGACGACCUCAACGACGGCCUGCUCAUGUGGAUCACCAUCGGCAUCGACACCACGGCCGACUACAACGACCAGGUCAGGGCCGCCGCUCACUGGCACGAGGGCGGCGGUGUCGACCAGAGCAGCGGUGGUGGUGGUGGUCCCCCCGGUGGCCCCGGUGGUCCCCGUCCCAGCUCUGCUAGGCCCACCGCUACGCCGUCCGUUGCCGCUGCUGCCAGAAACAGGGCGUUCUAA
This is a messenger RNA of Colletotrichum destructivum, 1161 nucleotides long. RefSeq names its product Putative intradiol ring-cleavage dioxygenase. The coding region runs from base 1 to 1161 and encodes 386 amino acids. The record is from RefSeq and is a predicted model, not a curated record. Gene Ontology annotation, molecular function: ferric iron binding; oxidoreductase activity, acting on single donors with incorporation of molecular oxygen, incorporation of two atoms of oxygen. Lineage: Eukaryota; Fungi; Ascomycota; Sordariomycetes; Glomerellales; Glomerellaceae. The transcript has a single exon.